UUCGCUAAUCGUUGACGAACUAUUUCGUAGAUUACAUUGGGAAUCAUUGACUAACUAUCUUCGUAGUCGAAGCAACGUGUCAUUGGAUCGAUUGCCGUAUGUCAAAGCCUAACAUAUCAUAAUUUUUGAUAUAUAUAAAAUAACAUAUAUCCAAAAUGUCUGUUACCAGUGGUAUAUCAUUUUUAUUGUCUUCCAUUUUAACCGUACUUUUAUUCUCUGGAAUGCAAAUGUACAGAGCAUGGUUGACAUCAUCGCAAUUGCAUACUAUCCUUGGAGGUUAUAUUGGAUCGUUACUAUUUUUAUUUGUAUUAACAGCAUUAGGAAAUCUGGAGACAACUGUAUUUGGAAAAUCAUUUCAACAAAAAUUAUUUCCAGAAGUUAUCUUCUCGUUAAUUAUUAGCUUGAUUGCAUCGGGAUUGGUUCAUCGUGUGGCUACUACAACCUGUUUUUUAUUUUCUAUGGUAGCGCUCUAUUAUAUGAAUCGAAUAUCUCAAGAAACUUAUGCCGUACCUGUACCAACAAUGUCAUUGCAUUCAAAAAAAAGAAAGUAAACGAUAUGAACAUACUAUUUAUUGCAUCAUACUGUUCUCUUGUAUUGUCAAUACAUAAAAUAAUGUUUUAAUCUUUUA
This is a messenger RNA of Vespa mandarinia (Asian giant hornet), 629 nucleotides long. Its product is annotated as protein KRTCAP2 homolog. Lineage: Eukaryota; Metazoa; Arthropoda; Insecta; Hymenoptera; Vespidae. Gene Ontology annotation, biological process: protein N-linked glycosylation. The record is from RefSeq and is a predicted model, not a curated record.